Messenger RNA from Nasonia vitripennis (jewel wasp), 1027 nucleotides. It is a transcript of the gene RpL11, whose product is annotated as 60S ribosomal protein L11. The coding region runs from base 373 to 960 and encodes 195 amino acids. The record is from RefSeq and is a predicted model, not a curated record. Lineage: Eukaryota; Metazoa; Arthropoda; Insecta; Hymenoptera; Pteromalidae. Gene Ontology annotation, biological process: translation. Gene Ontology annotation, cellular component: cytosolic large ribosomal subunit; ribosome. Gene Ontology annotation, molecular function: structural constituent of ribosome; RNA binding. The transcript has 5 exons.
ACUUUUAUAAUCCUUCGCUGAACAACUGCGUAAAUUCUUUUAGAAAAAGUUAAUUACGCUAUCAAUAAACUUCAGAGAUCCGAUUGAAAAUAAUUUAUUCAGAAUAAUCAUAAAAUCAAGAAAAUGAUAAAUUCAUACAAAUAAAUUAUGUGUCCAUAAAUAAAAAUUGUGCAUUGAAAAAAUCAGUUCGAUUAUUGAUUUCUGCUUCGGAACGAAAUGUCGCGUUCAAAUUAUCGCGGCUGUCACGUCCAAGGCGUGCAACCUGCGUGCGACGAUUUUAUUUUUCUCCUUCGCAGUUGGUAAGAGUGCUUGGAAGAAGUUUUGCGGGAAGCCGCUAGGGAGAGUGGCCAAGGGGUUCCUUUUCUCUUCAUCAUGGCGGACGCAAAGAAAGCCCCUGCAAAGCCUGCAGUGAAGAAGACCAGGAAGGAACCGAAGGAUGCCUCCAAAAAUGUUAUGCGGGAGGUGAGGAUCCGCAAACUCUGUCUGAAUAUCUGCGUUGGAGAAUCUGGUGACAGACUUACACGUGCCGCGAAGGUGUUGGAACAGUUGACUGGUCAACAGCCAGUAUUCUCCAAGGCCCGUUACACUGUGCGUUCCUUCGGUAUCCGUCGUAAUGAAAAGAUCGCCGUGCACUGCACAGUUCGUGGAGCUAAGGCUGAGGAAAUCCUCGAAAGGGGUCUGAAAGUGCGUGAAUACGAGUUGCGCAGAGAGAACUUCUCUUGCACUGGCAACUUUGGUUUUGGCAUCCAAGAACACAUUGAUUUGGGUAUCAAAUACGAUCCAAGCAUUGGUAUCUAUGGUUUGGACUUCUACGUUGUUCUUGGUCGCCCAGGAUUCAAUGUAGCGCACAGGAGGAGGAAAAUUGGCAAAGUUGGUUUCCAGCACAGGCUCACAAAGGAAGAUGCCAUGAAGUGGUUCCAACAGAAGUAUGACGGUAUCAUUCUAGCUGGUAAAAAGUAAAUUACAUAUUUAUGUAUUUUACUACAAAAAUUAUGUUAAUAAAACACAAAAAAAAAUUUAAAAAUUA